GGCGUCUCUCCUCGAGGACUCAGUAGAGCUUUGAGGAGCGCGCGAGGCAGCAGCCUAGGGACUGCCCCCACUGAAACAAGUGCGCAUCAAGCGACCACAACACGUGAACGGCACGAGCGGGACGCACCGCCUCGAGACUUUGUGAUUCUUUAUCAGUUUGUUUUUUAAUUCGAGAGGAUGGACCUCACAGCCAAGAUGGAAAUUAACGUCAGCCAGCAGCAGCUCCUUCCACCAGCGUGCUUCUUCUCCGCCGCCGCCGCGCAGAGCAUCCAGCUGAGCCCGAGCGGCAGCAGCCAGAGCGCGAAGUCUGCGUCCAAGCAGCCCAAGAGGCAGCGCUCCUCCUCCCCGGAGCUGCUGCGCUGCAAGAGGAGGCUCAACUUUGCAGGCUUCGGGUACAGCCUCCCUCAGCAGCAGCCGCACGCUGUGGCCCGGAGGAACGAGAGGGAGCGGAACCGAGUCAAACUGGUCAACAACGGCUUCGCAACCCUAAGGGAGCACGUGCCAAACGGAGCCGCUAACAAGAAGAUGAGCAAAGUGGAGACGCUGCGCUCUGCGGUGGAGUACAUCCGCGCCCUGCAGCAGCUGCUGGACGAGCAUGACGCGGUGAGCGCGGCGUUUCAGUCUGGGGUCCUCUCACCCACCAUGUCGCAGGGAUACUCAGCUGACAUGAACUCCAUGGCGGGGUCGCCGGUGUCCUCUUACUCAUCAGAUGAGGGAUCAUACGACCCUCUGAGUCCAGAGGAGCAGGAGCUGCUGGACUUCACCAACUGGUUCUGAGCAUCUGUAUGAGGAGUAUGGAUCAACUCAUUUAACUGUUGUAGUGCGCUUGGGAUGGUCCCGGAGGAGGCUGGUGGUGGUCCUCAACAACAAGACGCACUGUAAGCGCGUUUUGGCCCCGCGUCCUGAACGCCCAGUCCUCCCAGACUGACUCAAAGACAGACAGACAGACUCGGCCUUACAGCCCUGAAAACUUCUGGGGAGGUGAGGCCAGAGAUCAGCGCCAAAGGAUUAAAGGAAGACGGGUCUCCUGACAGCGUGGGAAUCCAAACUUCUGAGCAUUUGCCCAUGUUUUAAAAAAACAAACCUAAAAGUGAAUUCACGCUCUUCAGCAGCACAUUAAAAACAUUAUUUAAUACGUUGCUCUUCAACUAUGCUAAACCCAAUCACAGAACAGCAAACCUUUGGUUAAACCUCUCUGAAAUGCUUCCAAGUCGCGGAUUAUUCUAUGAAAUUCUAUAUCGAACGCUUUUUUUGAAAUAUAUUAAGAUAUUUUUGUAUGUAAGAGAUUUAUAGAUGUUUUGUACACAUCCUUUUGUAUAUAUUUUGUCUAUAUAUUGAAGUUGCUUCUAUACCUCCUGCCUCUGUAGACGUGUAGUCUAUUAUUCUCUGGCUCUUCUGUUCAUGAGGUUUCCAGAAGGAGUUUGACACUCCGCCUUUUUAUUCUAUAGCACCGAUGUGUCUUAUUUAAUAGCAAA
Messenger RNA from Cheilinus undulatus (humphead wrasse), 1475 nucleotides. It is a transcript of the gene ascl1a, whose product is annotated as achaete-scute family bHLH transcription factor 1a. The record is from RefSeq and is a predicted model, not a curated record. NCBI's taxonomy places the organism in Eukaryota, Metazoa, Chordata, Actinopteri, Labriformes, Labridae. The transcript has 2 exons. The coding region runs from base 178 to 777 and encodes 199 amino acids. Gene Ontology annotation, molecular function: DNA-binding transcription factor activity, RNA polymerase II-specific; protein dimerization activity; RNA polymerase II transcription regulatory region sequence-specific DNA binding. Gene Ontology annotation, cellular component: RNA polymerase II transcription regulator complex. Gene Ontology annotation, biological process: regulation of neurogenesis; positive regulation of transcription by RNA polymerase II; sensory organ development.